CCACAGAGCUUUGACCAGGUCGGUGACUGGUGUUGGGUAUCAAAGCUCUUCCCAAAUAGCUUCCCAAAUAGCUUCCCAAACCUCUCUUUCCCUCUCAUCUAUCAGCUCAUGAUCAAUGCUGCAAGAGCCACAUUCCUCCGCUCUUUUGUCCUCCUUUCCGCGCCUUCGAUCAUCGUCCGAUCACGUAUCCGAUGGAUCUCUGCACUUCUACCCCCAGAUCCUAUGGUCGUCAUCGAUCAUCUCCACACGUUCUUCCACAAUCGCGGCCAACCUGCUUCAGAAUUCGCGAUGGUCUCUGCUCUCAAAUUCUGCUCCUCCCCCUCCCAGUCCGAACAAAUCCAUUCCUUGCUUACAAAAUCCGGUCUCGAUUCCAACAUCUUUAUCCACAACAGUUUAAUCAAUCUUUACACAAAAUGCGGACACAUCGGAACCGCUCGGCUCAUGUUCGAUUCGGCUCCUUUCUUGGAUUCUGCUUCUUGGAACACGAUGAUUGUUGGGUAUGUGAAAUUGGGUCGUCUGGAAGAUGCCUGUUGCCUGUUCGAGGAAAUGCCUGAGAGAGAUUGCAUUUCAUUCACCACGAUGAUAAUGGGUUUUGCCAAAAGUGGCCGACUGAUUGAAGCUUCGGAGGUUUUUCGAGAAAUGAGGGUUGCAGGUGUGGUAGCGAAUGAGGUGACUCUGGCGAGUGUAAUUCCAGCUUGUGUAAAUUUGCACGCCAUGCAAGAUGGAAGAAUGAUUCAUGGGCUUGUAAUUAAGUGCGGGUUUGAACGAUUUGUUCUUGUUUCAACUAAUUUGGUUCAUAUGUAUGCAGUUGGUUCGAGUUUAGCAGAUGCAGAAUUCAUUUUCAAUGAAAUGCCGGAGCAAAACAUUGUUACCUGGAAUGUAAUGUUAAAUGGUUAUGUGAAGUCUGGCUGUGUUGAUUCUGCAAGAGAAUUGUUCGAUAGGAUCCCUACGAGAGAUGUAGUUUCCUGGAGCACUAUGAUUGAUGGGUAUAUCCAAAUGGAUAUGUUGCCUGAAGCUUUGGUUAUGUAUCGUGAAAUGCUGCGUGCGCAGCUGAGGCCAAAUGAGGUCACGGUUGUGGACUUGCUUUCGGCAUGCAGCCACUUUUCAACGGUUGAUGAGGGUUGGCAAUUUCAUGGGAUAGUUUUAAAGAUGGGCUUGGAUUGUCAUGUGUUUGUGCAGGCAACAAUCAUCCAUUUCUAUGCAGCUUGUCAGCAGAUCUAUCUUGCAUGUCUACAAUUUCAAUUGGCUGAUAAGGGCAAUGUAUCAUCAUGGAAUGCUCUUAUUACAGGAUUUAUAAGAAACAACAUGGUUAAUUCAGCAAGGAAAUUGUUUGACGAGAUGCCUGAGAGAGAUGUUAUCUCAUGGAGCUCCAUGAUCGCGGGUUAUGUGCAAAUCGAGCAGUUCCAUUUGGCAUUAGACCUUUUCCAUGAUAUGCAAGUAACGGGGCUGAGGCCAAAUGAAAUUACAAUGGUGAGUGUUGUCUCUGCCAUUGCUCAUUCAGGCACAUUGAAACUAGGAAGAUGGAUUCAUGACUACAUAUGUGAAAACUCCAUCCCUAUCAAUGAUAAUUUAAGCGCAGCGCUUAUUGAUAUGUAUGCAAAGUGUGGGAACAUUGGAGAUGCCUUAGAAAUGUUCCAUCAUAUACGAGAUAAGACCAAUUCUAUCUGUCCGUGGAAUGCGAUGAUAUGCGGGUUGGCCAUGCAUGGGCAUGCAAAUGAGUCUCUAAGCAUGUUUUCAGAUUUGCAAAAGACAGACAUCAAACCCAAUUCAAUUACAUUUAUAGGAGUCUUGAGUGCGUGCUGUCAUGCAGGGCUGUUGGACGUGGGGAGGCGAUAUUUUGAGAGUAUGAAGAAUGUUUAUAGCAUAGAACCGAACAUUAAGCAUUAUGGCUGCAUGGUUGAUCUCUUAGGCAGAGCUGGGUGCUUGGAAGAGGCUGAGAGGUUGAUUGAAAGCAUGCCCAUGAAAGCAGAUGUUGUGAUAUGGGGGAGUAUGUUGGCUGCGUGCAGGACUCAUGGGAAUGUGGAAAUAGGAGAAAGGGCUGCAGAAAGUUUAGAAAAGUUGGAGCCUAGCCAUGGGGCGGGCAGAGUGCUCCUAUCUAAUAUCUAUGCUGAGGCUGGAAGGUGGGAUGAUGUGCUCCAAGUAAGGAGAGAAAUGCAAAGUAGGAGAGUGAAAAAGUUGCCUGGAUUUAGCGGUGUUAUGUGAUGGAUGCAUUGCAAACAUGCAUUAUGAGGCUCUUCGAUCCAUCUCUGGUUAUAUUCAGCAAGCCAUACAACCCAGAGAUUGUUCACAUUUGGCAGCCUCUGCCCCAUGGUGAGUGGAAGUGGAAGCACAAUUUUGAUUCUCGUUGUUUGGGAAUCCAGGUUGUUAUGGUCAGAGAUGAUAAAGGCUCUAUGAUCCUUUCUUUCUUAGUGCUGGUGGGUCUUGGGAGUGCAACAAGAGAAGAGGCGGUGGCAUUGACAGAAGGGCUUAGGUUAUGUGUUUCUAAGAUCUCAGGCCUGCUUAUUGCCAAAGUGGACUCUAUAAAUAUCAUUUCCUAGGCCCCAAAAGGCAGCGAUGAACCAUCAAAGUCUCCUUUAUAUACCACGAGAUUUGUUUCCAGGCAUCUAUGCUAAUCAUUUUGUUUGCUCGUGUUGGAGAGGCCAACUCUACCGAGGACUCACUAGCAAAAGAGGGAGCUCACUGGUGGUUCGUAUGUAUGGGAGACUAUUUCCCUUUUUCUUGGGGCCUGUUUGGUUUUCCAAUUACAAUGGUAAAUGGCUGUAAAUGGGUAAUGAUUAUUUACUCUUGUAAUUGUGUGGUGAAAUCACUUAUAUUAGACUGCAACAAUGAUUUUGCUACAUUGUUUGUUUCACACAGAAAUCACUGUAAGAAUGGUAGUUCUAUAGUGUGAAAAUGUAGCGAUUACAAUCUACUUUACCUAUUUUCUUACUAGUGUGUUUGACUCUUGAUUUAAACACUGGAAAUGAUAAUGAUGGUUCGUUUAAUUUGCAUUUCAUAGGAAAUUGGAAAACCAAACAGGCUCUUAAUUUA
Magnolia sinica is the source of this 3030-nucleotide messenger RNA. Its product is annotated as pentatricopeptide repeat-containing protein At5g19020, mitochondrial. Gene Ontology annotation, biological process: RNA modification. Bases 109 to 2202 code for a protein of 697 amino acids. NCBI's taxonomy places the organism in Eukaryota, Viridiplantae, Streptophyta, Magnoliopsida, Magnoliales, Magnoliaceae. The transcript has a single exon. The record is from RefSeq and is a predicted model, not a curated record. Gene Ontology annotation, molecular function: protein binding; RNA binding.